Molecule: messenger RNA, 866 nt
Organism: Cercospora beticola
Lineage: Eukaryota; Fungi; Ascomycota; Dothideomycetes; Mycosphaerellales; Mycosphaerellaceae
Source: RefSeq, a predicted model, not a curated record
CGGUUCACGCGUGCUACUAGUGAUGACACAUCUUGAUCAAGGGACACUAGUAAUAACAUAAUAGACCUCACCUCACCUCAUCACCACGUUUCUUUCAUCGCAUCGCCUCGGCGCGAUCAGAAACCAACAACAGCAACAAGAAGAGGCAUAAGACCUACCCUGCCAAGAAUGAACGUCUAUCCACUUCCACCAUACCAGCGCGUCAAUCUUUCGUUCCCUUUCCAACAUCACAAGAAACAAAAGACUCCCAAGAUGCCGUCCUCUCGAUCAUGUUCCUGGCGACUAAAAAAGAAGGUCGACGUUGAUGCCGAAACAAGACGAAACACCCAUCUCAACAGCCUGCCUACAACGAACUAUAGCGAAAAGCACUCCGGCAGCGAGCGAUCCCUACGCUCUACAAGCACAAUGUCCAGCUUACGAACAAGCAAUUCUGUUCAAAGUGGCACUGCAUCAGCGAACAAUUCACUCAAGUUGUCUGAGACAGCAACUUCAUCUACAUCGCGAAAGAGUGGAUGGCUGAGGAGAGUGUUCUCAUCUUCGUCUUCUGGUUCGGGUACUUCUUCUCCUGGUGAUGAAGACGAAGGCAAACGAGCAUACUUUACCAAGAAGGAGAAGAAAGAUCGUCCAAGGAAGCCAAUUGAGGAUGAAGAUGAUUACGACUAUGAGCGGGAAAUACAUAACGAGCAACGUGCGGCAUGGAGGCAGUUGUCGAUGGGGUACGCGAGUGUUGGUGUACCUUUCAUUUUCUGAGUCGGGUCUGCUUUUCUCAUUGUCAGAGAGGAAUGGAGUAGGGGGAAAUCUGGUUUCUUUGGUGCUGAUAGAUGGCGUUCAAGCGGCGAGAAAGGGAAUACCCAGAAUGAUACAGG